Haliotis rubra (blacklip abalone) is the source of this 1038-nucleotide messenger RNA. Its product is annotated as E3 ubiquitin-protein ligase XIAP-like. Gene Ontology annotation, biological process: regulation of cell cycle. The coding region runs from base 147 to 653 and encodes 168 amino acids. Lineage: Eukaryota; Metazoa; Mollusca; Gastropoda; Lepetellida; Haliotidae. The transcript is spliced from 4 exons. The record is from RefSeq and is a predicted model, not a curated record. Gene Ontology annotation, cellular component: nucleus; cytoplasm; spindle microtubule.
AUGUUCUCCUUGCCGCAUGAGUUGUGUGUAUAUUUACAUCACUUAUCACUCAUGCUGACUUGUCAGAUCUAUAAACAGUCCCGCGCGUCACAUUGCAGGGCUCAACACUUCACCUCAAACACCCAACCUCUGUCUGGCUACAACCAAUGGCUGCACAAACAUGCAGGAUGUCGCAUGCUGGAUCACUGCUGGAUGUUGAUCUCGCACGAAUUCCACGUGCAUUUGUACGUGACCGUGAUGAGGAAGUAUACCGUUUGCUGGCACGAGCUGAUGAUGGAGACAAAUCGGGUUUCGGGAUUCAAGCCCUUGUGCGGCUGUCCUAUAGACCCCCAGGGAAAUACCCUCUGAAGUCGACCCUAUUCUGUGAUGAAAGGUUUCAGACGCUGAGAAACUGUCACGACGACCUUGCAGCUAUGCCGCUUGAAAAACUCCGCAUCAUCGCCAGGGCCGGGUUUUAUCGUUGUGGAAUGACGACGACACUGACAUGCUUCCACUGCGGGUGCCAAGCUUCAAACUGGAGGGUGGAUGACGACCCGUGGGAGCGACACGCUGAGCUGAAGCCCAACUGCCCGGUAAUCAAGAGGGGCGUUGUCAUCUGUAGGGAAGGAGGGCGACCUGUGGACCGAGUGUUGAUGAGACAGGUCUCCUGCUAAGCUCCACCAACUCAACUAUCAUCAUUAAUAUAACUCUAUAAGUACUAAGUUUUAUCUAAAACAAAGAAUCCACUGUAGACAAACUCUCCAAAUGCACAUUCCUCAUUUUUUCAUUUAUAUAUUUUACUUUGAAAUAUUAUUUAAUUGCGCAUCUUUCAACCCCUUCAGUAGAUACAUGUAUGUAUUUGAGUAACAUAAUCUGACAAAAAGCGUGCCACCAAGAGGCAGGCUGGAUCAUCUUUACUAAGAACAUAGGCGUAAGGAAAAUACAGUUAUUAAAGGAACGAUGUCACACCACAUUUCCCUAAGAAUGCAGAAUGCAUUUCUCUCAAUAAUACUAACUAUCAGCCCUCAGAGAAUCUAGUAUAUAAUUUAUUCCCAAAAA